CCUCAGGGGGUUGGCCAGAUACAUUCCUGGCCCUCAGAAGAGAGAAAAAGCGAUCUCACCCCACGAAUCUGUCUGGACAGGGGCAGAGAUUGCAGAAAAGGAGACAGAAGCAGGGAGUGGAGGUGGGGUGAGGGUGGGGCUGGGGAGCAACUCCUGAGGACCCCCAGGUCAGGACCCCCACUAGAGAAAAGCAUCCAUUUAUCACAAGAUACAAAUGACUCCUUUGUCAUUCGGUUCUGACUUCAUGCAUUGACUGGGAGGCAGCAGAAACCAGGUUGAUUAAUCUGACAGAAAUCCCUUCAGUUGCCUCCACAUUCUGCAUUGCUAGAAGGCUAGAGACUUAUUUCUUCUCCUCUUCCUCCUCCUCUUUCUUUUCAAAAUGAUAGCUCAUGGUCUGGGAUGUGGUGCAGUCCAGCCCUUGUUCCCAGCGAGACUCAUCCAUGCUUGCUCAGGGAACCAUUUUUUCCCCUGUCCUACAAAUUCUAUAACAGAACAAUGUAUUUGCUUUGUAGGAUUUACUGCAGCUUCUCAUUUAGACGGACAGAACUUGGCAGAAGACCAAAGGGUUACUUCUGAUCUCUCAGAGGCUUCCUGAGAGCACAGAUGGAUGAGCAAGACUCAGCUGGCCCAGGAACAGGAAGAGGCCAUGCCAACCAAACUGGGAGCAGUGGGGGGUUCUGGGAAAACUCUGUGCAGAAGAUCCUGGGUGAGGAGGACACCCUCCGCUCAGUGGUGCAGAGCCAGCAGGUGAGGCAGUUCUGCUUCCAGGAGGCCAAAGGACCCCGAGAGGUUUGCAGCCGACUCUACCACCUUGACCAUCAGUGGCUGAAGCCAGAAAGGCACACGAAAGCUGAGAUGUUGGACCUGGUGAUCUUGGAGCAGUUCCUGGCUGUCCUUCCCCGGGAGAUGGAGAGCUGGGUGAGGGAAUGCGGAGCGGAGACCAGUUCCCAGGCGGUGGCCCUGGCCGAAGGUUUCCUCCUGAGUCAGGCAGAGGAGAGAAAGCAGGGAAAGGAUCUCUUUGCAGAAAUGGACCUGGAUUCCUGUGAGGCAGAGAGGCCUCCGUUGGACACCAGAGAGAGGCCACUGGGUAAGGAGGAAGGUGGUUGGGAACAAGGGUCCAGAAGAGGGGAGAUAUAUUUCUGCACAACAAACAUAUGA
This is a messenger RNA of Podarcis raffonei (Aeolian wall lizard), 1158 nucleotides long. Its product is annotated as zinc finger and SCAN domain-containing protein 31-like. Bases 604 to 1158 code for a protein of 184 amino acids. NCBI's taxonomy places the organism in Eukaryota, Metazoa, Chordata, Lepidosauria, Squamata, Lacertidae. The record is from RefSeq and is a predicted model, not a curated record. The transcript has 3 exons.